Molecule: messenger RNA, 1475 nt
Organism: Caenorhabditis sp. 36 PRJEB53466
Lineage: Eukaryota; Metazoa; Nematoda; Chromadorea; Rhabditida; Rhabditidae
Source: the annotation of a GenBank genome assembly
AUGUCUUCCUCUUACGGCUCGUCUCAUCGAACACUCGUCGUUGGUUCCGCGGCCCCUCUGGAAAUGUCAGCCGGCUCAUUCGUGAGCGGGGAAAUUCCGCUGAAAUCGGGCGCCGACAGCAUUUGUACGACGCGCAUCCGCGACGAUCGGGAGAGAGAGAAGCGGGAGAUCGGACUGCUGAACGACCGUUUGGCCGAUUACAUCGAGAAGGUCCAAUUCCUGAAGGCGGAGAACGAGUGUCUCAGCCAUGAAAUUGAGAUUCUCCGUCGUGGAUUCUCGGGCGGCGAUUCCAUUUCGACGUUCUUCAGCGAGGAAGUCUCGGUGAGCCACUCCCAUGCAAUUACUUUUCGACUCGUUCCAAUCUAUUGCAGAAUGCCAAACUCCAGGUAGAAACCAUUCUUUCUCGUCGCGUCGGCUUCGAAAAAGAAAUCGCCGUGCUUUCCGCGGAUGUGGAGACGUACCGAAAGAAGUCGGCGGAGGCCUUCCAACUGUUGCGUGCUCGCCGAGCCGAUCACGACGUCGACAUCGACAAACUGCCGAAGAUUGAGGCGGAAGUUUAUUUAUUUAUUUUUUUUGAAUUUAUUUUUUUGUUUUCAAGAGGAAGAUCCGAAUUGUGGAGGAGGACGUCUACCGCAUCCGCCAGGAAAACGACGGAAUCUUGCUCAAAAUCGGACGCCUCAACGCGGCCGUCCACUCGGAGUUGGCGACGAAGAAAGAGUUGAGUGUGAACGUGCAAGCCCUGCUCCAGAGGGUCAAGCACGCGCAGACGGAGAACUGUUCGCGCAUCGAGCAGGAACUCAAUUUCAUCCGUCGCGACCAAACCGACGAGAACCGAAACUGCUUCCGCGCCGAGCUGCAGGCCGCGAUCCGCGAGAUCCGCUCCAAUUGCGAGGAGAUCAUCUUCCGAAACAGUCAGGAGCUCGAGUAUUGGUACAAGUCGCAGUUGGAGAGAAUCCGCGUCAACUCCGGACAUGUCCACGUGGAUGUGAACGAAGAGGAGAUUGUGACCAUCCGAAAGACACUCACUUCGGUUCAAAGUAGCGUGACGACACUUCAAACUCGAGUGAGUAAUGAAUGUUCGGGGGGUGGAAAUGAUAAUAUUUUUUGUUUUAGAACAUUUACCUCUCGCAACUGAUUGAAGAAUUCAACAGACAACACAAUGAAGAGGCGAGAAUCUUCGAGAUUUCCCUGGCUGAGAAGGGCGCGGAAAUCUCGAAGAUCAAGCAACAUUGCACGGAAAUGACGAUCCAGAUGGAGAAGUUGUACGACGAUGCAAUCGUAAGCCACGCACACAGAUGACCCAUACUCAACGAAACAUGUUUCAGUCCCUGAAAGCCGAACUCGAGCGUUACCGUGUCCUGCUCAACGGAGCCAACGUCACCGUGUCAACCACUUCUAACACCUCCAGUCUGUCCUCCCGUCAUCUAGUUAGAGAUGACAUCGAAGGAGUCUUGCUCGGAAGCCACGGCAUUUGA